GUCUGACUUCGUUUCACAUCCUUGUAUUUAAACACAGGCGAAGCUCCAUCCCACCAUACGACACCACUCACUCAACCAAACCAUUCCAAACGCAGACAGAUAACCCCACCAACUCUCUAAUGGCUUCUUUCCUUUUUUCUAUUCUUCGUCUCACAAUUUUCCUCCUUAUUUUCCAUUCAAAACUCUGUUUUCCCUCGAAACAAACACUCUUACUGCCCCUCAAAACUGACACCGUUCGUCGCGUUUCUUCGCCAACAGCCACCACAAGCAAGCUCCCGUUUCACCACAACGUCAGCUUAACCGUCUCUCUUCGAGUUGGCUCGCCGCCGCAAAAUGUCACCAUGGUUCUCGACACUGGCAGCGAACUUUCAUGGCUCCACUGUAAUAAAUCACAAAACUUUAACUCCUUUUUCAACCCUCUUGCUUCCUCUUCAUAUUCAACCAUUCCUUGCUCUUCUUCUGUUUGCACGACCCGAACCCGGGACCUGCCGAUACCCGCUUCAUGUGAUAGCAAGAAGCUCUGCCACGUCAGCGUCUCAUACGCAGACUUGACUUCUAUUGAAGGUAAACUUGCCACUGAAACCAUGUCAAUGGGCUCGUUAACACAACGCGGGUUCAUAUUCGGGUGCAUGGACUCGGGUAUUAGUACUAGUUCUGAUGAAGAUUCAAGAACAACCGGGUUAAUGGGCAUGAACCUUGGGUCGUUAUCUUUCGUUACUCAAAUGGGGUUUCCCAAAUUCUCGUAUUGUAUAUCGGGUUUUGACUCGUCUGGUGUUUUAAUUUUCGGGGACGUGAAAUUGUCGUGGCUUAAACCGUUAAAUUAUACUCCUAUGGUUAAAAUGUCCAAACCGUUACCGUAUUUUGAUCGGGUGGCAUAUAGUGUUCAACUUGAGGGCAUAAAAGUUGGGAGUAAGUUGUUGAAUUUACCAAAAUCUUAUUUUGUACCGGACCAUACCGGGGCGGGUCAAACAAUGGUUGACUCGGGUACACAGUUCACUUUUUUAAUGGGUCCGGUUUACAGUGCUCUAAGAAAUGAGUUUUUGCAACAAACAAAAGGGAUAUUGAGAGUCUUGGAUGACCCGAAUUUCGUAUUUCAAGGUGCAAUGGAUUUGUGUUAUCUAGUCGAGUCGACUCGGCGAAACUUGCCCGAGUUGCCUGUGGUGAGUUUAUUGUUUACAGGGGCGCAAAUAAGUGUUUCGGGUCCAAGAUUAUUGUAUCGGGUACCCGGUAUGGUGAAGGGUGGAAAGGAUUCGGUGUAUUGCUUCACAUUUGGUAAUUCUGAUCUGUUGGGUAUAGAGGCCUUUGUGAUUGGCCAUCAUCAUCAACAAAACGUUUGGAUGGAGUUUGAUUUGGCUAAAUCUAGGGUGGGCUUCACUGAAUUUAGGUGCGAUAUUGCUAGUAAAAAACUUGGGAUUGGCGUCUAAGUGACUUUUUUUUUUUUUUUUUCCUUUUUUAAUUUAUUAUUAUUUUUAAUUUUUAGUAAUAGGAAAAUUUAGAGAGAACUUGUAAAUUGCAUUAAAUCUCUCCUUACAAAAACAAAUGAAUAUAGAAUUAUCGGUUUUAAUUC
Molecule: messenger RNA, 1567 nt
Organism: Pistacia vera
Lineage: Eukaryota; Viridiplantae; Streptophyta; Magnoliopsida; Sapindales; Anacardiaceae
Product: aspartic proteinase PCS1
Exons: 1
Coding region: 120-1424 (434 amino acids)
Biological process (GO): proteolysis
Molecular function (GO): aspartic-type endopeptidase activity
Source: RefSeq, a predicted model, not a curated record